Molecule: messenger RNA, 4852 nt
Organism: Drosophila mojavensis
Lineage: Eukaryota; Metazoa; Arthropoda; Insecta; Diptera; Drosophilidae
Gene: Nelf-A
Product: negative elongation factor A
Exons: 7
Coding region: 197-4018 (1273 amino acids)
Biological process (GO): negative regulation of transcription elongation by RNA polymerase II
Cellular component (GO): NELF complex
Source: RefSeq, a predicted model, not a curated record
UAUCUUGUGGCAACACUUUUUUCAGUCGUAGCUUCCUAUUACAAUUUUCCACGGGCAUUUCGUGUGUGUGUGUUAUUUUCGUCAAAACUAAAAUAUAAAACGAAUAUUCAUUGAAAAUUGCGCUGCAAUAAAGUGAUCGACCGUCGGACGUACUAAAUUUUAUGUGCGCCGUGUGUGUUUACGCGUAAACGUAAAAAUGGCGAACGUAAGGGACAGCGACACAUCACUGUGGCUGCAUAAUAAACUGGGCACAUCAAAUGAUUCUUGGAUAAAUGGUUCAAUAUGCUCGCAAUUAAACAAAGAAGUUUUGCGCAACAUCAAAGAAUGUUUUCCCGAUUUGCAGACGCAGGUUAAAUUAAAAUUGCUGCUCAGUUUUCUGCACAUACCGCGUCGUCUGGUUGAAGAGUGGAAGAGUGAAUUAGAGGAGGUCAUCGAAGUCGCCGGCCUAGAUACCGAGUUAUGGGUCUCCAUGCUGGCAGAGACAAUGAAAACAUUUCCAGCGACUAGUUCGCUAAAUACAGAAAUCUCCGAUUAUGAGGAUACGCGACCUAUAUUCACCGACAUGGUCAACGAUCUUCGCAAAUUGGUUACCAAGCAUUCGGAUCUGGGGAUGUUGCCGCUCGAAUGUCAAUACCUAAACAAGAACGCACUGGUCUCGGUGGUUGGCCAACAGCCGGUGCCCGUUAAGCACUUCACGCUGAAGCGCAAACCAAAAAGUGCUCAGUUGCGUACAGAGCUGUUGCACAAGUCGGCCGACGCGCAAUCCUCGCUAAAGAAGUCGUCGGCACCUACGAUUCCAUUGCGCUCGCGUGGUAUGCCACGGAAAAUGACGGACACAACACCGUUGAAAGGCAUACCAUCGCGUAUGCCCACCACAGGCUUUCGUUCGCCCAGUGUGCCGGGUAAUGCGCAACGGCCCAAUCUGAGUCGCACACCUGCUGGACGCAAGGAUGGAGGCAUUAAAAUACUCGAAUUCACUGAACAGCCACUGGGCUAUGCUGCCGCCAAGAAGCGCAAGCGCGAACAGCAGUUGGAGGAGCAACAGAAAAAGCAGGAACAGAAACAACAAGCUGCCGCAGCGGCUGCUGCUCAAGCAGCAGCAAACACAAACAACAACAGCGAUAGUCCACCUGCAGAGUCUGCAGCUAAUAACGUUAUCGGAGGAGAGACACCAACUACGCCAACCACAUCAGCAAAUAACAGCUUUGAAAUCAAAUUGGAGCCACAGCUGAACCAAAGCAGUGGCAGCAUAGAUGAGCAGCAGGAUGAGCAGGAGUUCAAAGCUCCGGAGCUAGCUACAAAGACGAUGCAACCAGAUCCGCCAAGCACACCAGAAUAUGCAGCAGCUACUCUACAAUUCACUCAAACUAAUACAGCGGCGGCGCCGACUACGCCCAAUCGCAAGACAGAGAGUAAAGCUAGAGCUAACAAGUCGGCAGCUAAGGCGAAUAAUAACAAUAACAACAACAACAACAACAACAACAACAACAACAACAACAACAACAACAAUAAUAAUAACAGCUACCAUCAGACGCCGAAACGCAUCAAGCAGGAGAUUGAGAUCAAGAGUGAGGAGAUCAUUGUGCCGGCCAGCAUUAAGCUGGAGAAAAUAGAGCCUACUAUCGCAACUACUCCAACAACGGCUAAGACGCAGCUGACAGCGGCGACCACGCAGCGAAUCAUAAUACAGCAGCAGCAGCCAGUGCAGCGUGCUCCGCAUUUACUCAUACGCAGCACGCCGCAGCAACAGAAACGCCUCAAUAACAGCAACACUUUAGCGACAACAACAACAGCUACAACAGCAACAACAACCGUCGGCAACACAACUAUCAAAAUGGAAAAGUUGGACAUAAAGCCCUUGUCGCGAGCAUCAGCUACUCCCAGCGGAAGCAGCAGCAGUGCCAGCAGCAGCACCACCACAACCACCACCAUAUUGACGCCGCAACAAUUGCGGCAGGCGACCAGUCCGCUGGCCAAUCUGCCGAACAACAUUUCGGUAAAGAUAACAUCGGCAAAGGCCAAGGUUGCAGCAGGAAGCGGUGCAGGCAGCAGUGGAAGUCAGACAGCAUCAGGAGCUGCCGCAGUACAGCAGCAGCAGCCCAUCCUGAUUAACAGCUCCACGCCCGUCAUAUUGGCUUCUACGCCCAGUGCUCAACGAGCGAAACCGCAGUUGGUAGCCAGCACCAGUGGCAUUGGCAGCACUACCACCACAAUACCAUCGCAAGCUAUUAAGACCAUGCCGCUGAGUCAGUUAAAGACGGCAGCAAAUAGUGGACCGGUUAUUAUCUCGCAAACCAUCAUUCAGCCGGCUAAGCGUGCUCAGCAGCAGCAGCAGCUACAGCAACAACAACAACAACAACAGCAACAAGGUGCCACAUCCAGCGUAGCGGCAGCUGCUUCUCAGCAGCAUCAACAACAAUUGCAGCAGCAACAAGUGGUCGUUAAUACGUCACAGCCACAAACCACACAGUACAUUCUAGCUGCACCACAGCCGCAACAGCAGCAACAGCCUGCAUUACCGACGCUUACUUCCUUCACUCAGACGCGUCCGCAGACAACGACACUGUACCAAACAGCAGCGAGCGGCAGUGGUCAAACGCCAACGAAAAUACUGCUGAAGACCACGGGCACCACGGGAGUGGUCAUGACACCGCUGCGACAGCAUCAACAAGCUACAACGUUAGUAUCUACUAAUCCGCCACCGUUGGUGGCUACGACGGCAGCCGUGGCUGCUGGCCAGCAAACGCUUAAUAUACAAAAUGUACAGCUGCCGAAUCGUCCGGUCACCAUACAGCCCGCUUCACAGGCGGCGCAGCAGCAGCACUUGCAGGCGCAGCUGCAGCAACAGCAGCCACUGCCGCACCCGCAGCACACGAUUGUGUCCAACACGACUGCCACACAACAGCCAAAGCUAUCCCAGGUGCUAAUGCAACCUGGUGGUGCCAUAGCGGGUGGCACACUGAAUGUCUCACCGACGGCGGCUAAAAGCAAGACGAUCAUACUCACCCAAAAGGGCGUCAUAUUGCGCAACAUUGGCGGCGACAUGUACCAGAUACCUAUUAGCAAUGUAGGCGGCUUAUCCGGACUCAGUGCUGGGGCCACCCUUAUGACAAGCACGGCGGCCGGUCCGCCCAGCCUGGUGAAGACGACGACGUCAACGAGCAUACAGCCACACACAUUACAGCAAUCACAGCAGCAAAGUGUGCAGCCCGGCAAGCAGUUGAUGCCUACGUUAAUACCAACCAACCCCAUUGGAGGCCAGCACGUCAUCGUCCAGCAACAGACGCCCACGAGUGUAAUUGGCAAUUCCUCACAGCAGACGAUAAUCCGGCCUGUCAUGACCAAUGUGGGCGGCGGGUUGACCACGCUGCCGCAGGGCCUGACAUUGAUUCAGCGUCCUGGGCAACAGCCGCAGCUGGUGCAGGUGCAGGCAGCGCCGAGCAGCACGCAGCGAACGAUUAUAACGCAGUCGCCGGCUGCAUCGGCGCCGCAACAGCAGCCGCGCCAGCAGCAGCAGCAACAAGCACAACAGCAGCAACAGAUAUUGGUGCAGCAUAAGCCAGCCCUGCAGCAGUGUUUGGUCACCUCGACGAGCACCCCAGGGAACAAUGCGACCAUACCGCGCACCGUGCAGGUGCAGGUUACUCAGCAGCAGCCACAGCAACAGCAGCAGCAGACGACAGCGCCCGCGGCACAACAGGCGCCACAGCGACGUGGCCUCUCGUUAUCAAAUGAGCACGUUCACAAGGCUCAUGAAAUGUUCCGCAAAGCGAAUCGCGUUUCUCGUCCUGAUAAGGCGCUCAUCUUGGGCUUUAUGGCUGGGCUGCGCGAGAAUCCGCGACCCAAUUCCGAGAAUGUGUUGGUCAUAAAGUUGGGAGAAACUGAGGAAAAAGUGCAACAGGAAGAUGGCAAUACGGCGUUGUGUCAGGUGGAAUCGCAUAUUCGCUUGGACUACAAUACGGGCGAGUGGAAGACAUUCCAGAACUACAGGCUGGUGGAUCAGACUGGUGCCUCAUAGUCCACAAGGGUUAUACGCAUAGUACGCAAGUAGCCUAUGCGUAUGCCCUAGACUUCACUUGUUUGCUACUGGGCUUGUUCUGUGCGUCCAUGUCGUUCUGCAUGGCCAGCAGCUUGGCUUAUCCGCUAAUUAGGCUACUAACCAGUUCUCCCAUCCCCUUUAUAUUAUUAAACUCCGCUUUCCACGAUGGAAAUAAAUGAAUUAUAAAACAAUUAACGUAAAUUAGUAGUUGUACAGUUCUUAGUAUAUAUGUAUGUAGUAUAUAUGCUAGCGCUUUAAACGUUUAGUAAUGAUGCCACAAACACACACCCAUACACACGGCAACACAUAAACAUUACAUACACACAAGUAUAUAUGAAUAUGUAUGAUUAGCACGCUUGACUAGAGAGCGAUAGAGAGAUGAAUUGAAUGGGGAAUGCAAAUAAUCAUACAUUAACACACACCCACACAUAUAUCAAUGUAUGUGGUCAUUUAUAUGCAAAUAUAUACAAGAUAUAUAUGUAUUUACACAAAUUAUAUAUAUGUUAUAUAAAUAUAAAUAUGCAUAAUUAGCAUUAUGUAAUUAGUUCUCGAGUAAAGACAACUGUAUAAUUAAUUUAGCAAGAAGCAUAAUAAUACUUAUUUGGAGCCACGCGAAGAAAUGCAACGCUCACCUUACAAAAUCAUAAAAAAAAUCCAAAAUAUGAAUAUUAUAAAUGUAUGUAAAAUUAUAAAAAAAAAAAAAAAAAAAUUAAAAUUAUAGCGAAGAAACCGCAGCAAAAAUUUAAUAUUAACCUUGAGAAAUGUGUAAUAGUCUAAAAUAAACCAACCAUAUUUAUGGCUUUAAUGUUUAAA